Danio aesculapii is the source of this 1826-nucleotide messenger RNA. RefSeq lists its product as uncharacterized. Gene Ontology annotation, molecular function: nucleic acid binding; hydrolase activity; metal ion binding. The coding region runs from base 72 to 977 and encodes 301 amino acids. The record is from RefSeq and is a predicted model, not a curated record. NCBI's taxonomy places the organism in Eukaryota, Metazoa, Chordata, Actinopteri, Cypriniformes, Danionidae. The transcript has 2 exons.
AGAGCAGUUAUUUGACUAUCAUUGCAGUAUGGAAAAUGAGCACACAGGGACACUUUUAAAAAGUUAUUCAGAUGAGUUUCUCAAGCGGAGCUGUGUUUUAUAUAAGCCGAAUGGACCCCCGGGCUGUUUUGUUGGUGUUUUUCUGCUUUCCGUUUGUGAAUGUGCUCUCUGAAGUGCAGAAAGAUUUUUCGGAAGAAUGCCGUAAAUUCAUGUAUAUGGGCACCCCGCCGCGGGGUCUGGAGAGCCGCUACCUUAAAAAGAUCUGUCAGCGUUAUAACGGCAAGCCCCGGUAUGUCACUCUGUAUGAUGUGGUGGAUCACAUCCCGGUUUAUUCCGCCUACACCUUCAAACGCUCCGACGGCUCCAAGAAGGUCGAUGUUCCCUGGAUGUUCGAGCCUCAGCUCUCCACAACAUCAGACUCUGGUGAAAUGCAGGCUUUCCCUCCAAAUGUUCACGGCAGUUUUUCAGACACCCAGGCUGUUUUGGAGGACUACUCAAAUAUUGUUGAAUUUGAACGAGGUCAUCUAAACCCCGACGAGCACCAGGCUCACCCCGAUGACAAGGCGGCCACCUACACCCUCACCAAUGUAGUCCCACAGGUUCGCGAGUUCAACAUCGGCCACUGGAAACGACACGAGCACAUCAUCCGCCGGCGACUCAACAACUACUGCCGCGGUACAGCCUACAUAGUCACAGGGGUCACCACGUCUGGUAGGAUGAUCCGUAGGUACAACAUCAAUCGAGUGGCCGUUCCUACUUACCUGUGGUCAGCGUACUGCUGCGUCGACUAUGAUCAUAAUGCCCCAUUUGAUGAACGAUCAAAAUUCCCAGCCUACGCAUCCCAUGGCCUCAACGAGAAAGAAGCACCGGAAGUCAUAGAGAUGUCCGUGCAGCAGCUGGAAGAUUUCUUGAAGAAGAACACCUUUGUGGACAAGAAGUUUCAGCUUUUUUAUGAGAACUGUGACCCUAAGGAAUAGUGAUAGGCCACACCAAAGCUCAAAGUUUACUUAGCAUUUUGAUGUACAUGUUAGACCAGCCUGAUCUCACGAGGAAACGUAACUAUUUUACGCUUUGCUAGUUUAGUGGCUAAUUCGUACAAAUUCGUACAAGUUCAGUCAUACGAAAAUGUACGAUUAUAAAAAGGAAGGAUGGCAACCAACCCCGCCCCUAACCCCAACCGUCAUUGGGGGAUGAGCAAACCGUACUAAAUUGUACAAAUGAGAUCGUACAAAUCCAUACGAAUUAGCCACUAAAUCAAAUAGCUACGAAUUGCUGUGAGAUUGUGUUUGUUAGACACACGUACACUAGAAUGAUUAAUACUUGUUCAAUGUCUGCACUUUUUUCUUUCCGAAAGUUAUGAGCAACAGAAAAGUCUUUGUAUUUUGCAGAUAUCUUGUAAUUGUAAACAUUGGCAUUCUUUUGUCAUCUUCAGUAGUAUGUUGCAGUUCUUUUUAAUUCCCUGUUUAUUCAUAACUGCUUAACAACAGCCUGGUUCAGUUUAGACAGCUUGUGGACAAAUUAAGUAUUGUAAAAACAAUUCAAAGUGCUUAUGUGAGCUGUGCGAUCAUGAAAGUAAUCAUCUAGUCUGCGCAUGUUGUGUACAUGUAAAAACUUUAGUAUACAUUGGGCUUUAGGUAUGUUUAGCUGAUUCCGGUUGAUUUUAAAUGUGUGUUCUGUACACUAAAUACUUUUGCCGUUCACUUUUAAAUAAAAACUUCCAAUCAGAACCAAAUAGGAAUUAGAAUUUAGUUACAGAAAAAGGCCGUCUGUGCAGUUACUGUUUAAAAGUUUGGGGUUAGCAAUAUUUUUUUAGUCUAUUAUUUUCA